CACGAGACUGGCGUGCCAAGAACAACGUGGUUUCAGUAAAAGUUCUACAAAGUAAGCAGUAACAAUGACCGAUUGUGUGGAAAUUGCAAUCACAAGCGAUGGGUCGGAACAACUUUGGAGCUGUUGUGCGUGGAACGUGCGGACCGGGACGCAGCUGAUGCCGUACCGACACGGAGGAGCUCCAGCAGUAAAGACGCUGCAGGUCGUCAGCAACCGAUACAUAGUUGCUGGACAUCAGGCCAAACCGUUGCUGCACAUAUGGCCCAUCAAUAAGCAGGACCCGUCCAACGUGAAGUACCUGCUGGCCGGCUCUCCGCAAGCGGUUGCUGUGUCACCGGAUGGAAACUAUUGUAUUGUUGCGCACGAAGAUUCGUUUAAUGUUUACAUGCUUGUCAACGGAAUAAACGUGGCCGCCGUAUCACACCAUUUCGGAAAAAUUACGGCCCUAAAGUUCACCGACGAUGGAUCACACUUCGUGUCCGCCGCCCAAGACUGUCGUGUCGUCGUGUGGAGUCUGGCCAAGACGGUGCUUCAGAAAGACAACAAAUUGUUGUACGAAUUCGCCGACUUCACCCUACCCGUGUCUGAUAUUUACGUCGGAAAGGGUGGAAUGAAAGCAUUGCUGGCCGUUGCGUCCCUGGAUCGGUCGUGCAAAAUAUACGACCUAGCAUCCGGAAAGAUGGUAUUGAACUUAGUGUUUCCAGUUGCCCUUUCCGUCGUAACCAUGAAUGGACUCGAAACGGAGCUGUACGUUGGCAACAAGCAAGGGUCAAUCUUUAUAUGCAACCUACAGUCCACGCCACGCUCGAAGGAAAUUCACUUACCCCAGAGUUUGCUGGUGCCAAACACGCUCAAGGGACACCAGAAGGCCGUCACUUGUCUCUCGAUGUCGAUGGACAACGAAACCCUGCUUUCUGGUGGCGAGGACGCAGUGGUCAUAGUUUGGCACGUCAAAACUCGGACACAGUUAAAAGUAAUACCACACAAGGGCCCCAUAACGAAUGCAUUUUUCCUCAUCACGCCGAAGCUCAUGUUUGACCAAUCGGUAACAGUCAACGUACCCUUUCCGGCGUUCCAUAAAAAGCCCAUCACGCGCGGCUCUAGAGAAGCUGUAAGCAUGGAGUUAACGACCACCAAGCAUUCAUUGCGUGAACGGACGGAUACAGCACCGGUAGUAAUAAAUAGACUCAGCGGUCAAGCGACGAAGGACAAUGAGAUCAGCGAGGUUCAGCGGUUGGAAAAGGUUGUGCAUAAAUUGAAAACCAUCAAUCGCGAUUUGUACGAACAAAGCAUACGUUUUAUGAUGUCGGAUGUGAAUGGACAUAGUAAAGGAGCUACCAAACAGGUAGCAGAAGGUUAAUCACGCAGGUGGCCCCGUAAGCGGCGUUAAAAUGAAAACACCUGAAUUUAUUUAGAGCUACAAUUCACUUUUUCAUGCAUACUCAAUGAGUAUAGGAUUUUCAAAACCGAAAUAAAUACGUUCCCGCCAUCGAACUAUAAAC
Molecule: messenger RNA, 1502 nt
Organism: Anopheles coustani
Lineage: Eukaryota; Metazoa; Arthropoda; Insecta; Diptera; Culicidae
Product: WD repeat-containing protein 18
Exons: 1
Coding region: 65-1360 (431 amino acids)
Biological process (GO): DNA-templated DNA replication; rRNA processing
Cellular component (GO): nuclear pre-replicative complex
Molecular function (GO): protein binding
Source: RefSeq, a predicted model, not a curated record